Messenger RNA from Pocillopora damicornis (cauliflower coral), 1303 nucleotides. RefSeq lists its product as uncharacterized. Lineage: Eukaryota; Metazoa; Cnidaria; Anthozoa; Scleractinia; Pocilloporidae. The record is from RefSeq and is a predicted model, not a curated record.
AGCGGCAAAGAAAUUUCAUUGCACUCACCCGUGCACAAAAUAUUGGAUUCUGGUGAGAUGUCGAGGCGCCCAAGUCACUUUAGAUCGUUUUCCACGGGAAAUGAAAAGCAACGAUUUAUCCCUGGGAUAAAUUAUCACCCCUACGUGACGGUUUCUAACGUGCUGCCGAACCUGCCAUCAUUCCGUCGGAGACAUUUUGAAAAUGCUUGCAAUGAUAUAUUCCCUGUGCAGUUGAACCACCCUGUCAGCGGACUUCCCUUAACCAGUGACAGAAUAAACACGGAUCCAAGGUUUCUGAAAGGGAAAGUGGAGGAACCGGCUUCUUCGAACCCUCAGUACGCUCCAUGUCAAGAAGAUGGCAGUGAAGACAUGGCUCAGACGGAGCAAACGAUUCAGCAAGUAAAAUUUGGAGCUUCUAAAAUUAAAAUGGCAAAGGAAGUACAAUUUACUAUUCUGAUAUAUGAAUGAUUUAGUUAAUUUGGUUUUAUCAGCUGUUUCGAUACCGUAAAGAGUUCGUUAAGCCGAAGCUUCGAGCGUUAGCACUUCGUCAGAGCAAAUGAGAAGUUGUGUGUUGUAUGUGGUAUGUGGUAUAUAUAUAUGUGCAGAAAAAUGGGGAUAUGCUAUUGGUAGGAACAUGAUAACGUGAAAAACACAAGAAAAAAUUAGUUGAAUGAAAAGCGUUCGCUUUUAUAACGUGGGGGUUAAGAAAGAUUGAUGUAGUACAGCAGGAAUGAAGACUUCUUACGGGGGGGAAGGGGGAAAAUUAAGUUACUAAAUCAAUACUGAUUAUAAUGAAAAAAGUGACGAUGAAAUCAGUUAUGAUGAUAGUAGGGGUUUUGAUUCUUCCACGAGCAAAGAUUUUUCCAAUUUUGGUCAAUUUUGUAAAGUGCGCGAUGUGAACAAAAUAUGGAAAUAGCAUGAAAAUCGAGCCCCAACAUGAGCGGUUGCCAGCAAAAUUCCCUCAGGGGAUUCGCCCAGGUUUGAGAUUAUGACACCUUCCUGAUUUACUAACUUUUAUUUAAAGAUACGUUUUUCUAAAUCACUCAGGUGCUUUAAAAGAUUUCAGAAAAAUUUUUUUCUAUGGGAACGAUAGGAUAAAUGUUUGAAUUCAGCCUAAAGAAAAGAAAAAUCGAUUUUUUCGGUCCCUUAACAGGUACACUGGGUGGCUCUUUGUUAAAUUUUCCCUUAAGAGCUGCAAAUUAUGUGAGGCUACUAUCAGUUGCAGCAAUAAACGUCUACAGAGAUUUACAGAUGUGUUUUAAUUCAGUUUUGUUUCACCAUUUUAACGGUAUAAAAUAAUAAU